AUGCUAUCGAGGGAGGCCAUGGACGCGCUACAAGAACGCGUGGAACGGUACUCGCGGAUCGUACGGGCUCUUACCUCGUAUUUCCGCCUCACGGCUCGUUUCCAAUUCGACACCGUCCAGCCGCUCAUGAGUUUGCUCGGCGUCUCCCGACCAUUGGAAGUACAGAACUACGCUAUACAGGAAGUGUGGAAUCGGAUAUGGUGCUGGCAGGGCAUGGUACGAUGGAUGUUAAUGAGCACCGAGGGAGAUGGAUCAUUUAUUCCCCUUUCGGAACUAAGGCUACCUCGCGAUUGGUUUGUUUGGCUGAGGAACGAUCACGCAUUCGAGUUCGGACAUCUAGGAGCGGUCAUUCGUUGGCAACCGGAGGGAGGACCUCACCCCGUUGUGAACUGGCACCUGCAAAGAAAUGUUCCGAUGGAUUGGAUCUGGGACGAAAGUGCGGCAAGGCUAAGAAAUGUUCGUAAUCUUCAUCCAGAUCUGGUUCGUGCGCAAUCACAGCCGAUCGAAUCGUUCACACCCGUCUUGGAGAGUUCUAGAGAGUUAGUGGCACCCACAACUCUCGAGACUCACCUAGAAGAUCCACCUUCUCCCCCGUUGUUGCCGGAAUUACCUCGAGAAAGAGAUCGACGUUGGACUGAGGGUCGAGACAAGAAGAGGCAGUAUCAGACCUAUUGGUUAUUCUCGAGGAAGGAUAAGACACGGAAGAAUGGCAGUUAUCGCUUCGGGAAGCCCUUUUCUUGGAAAAAACGUCUACUCGCUCAAGAACUGGAGUUCGCACCAAAUUUUCCGAGACAAGGAGACGCAUCCUGGAUCUUAGACGAGUUUGACGGAAUUUCGGAGCCCAAUACCCCGUUGGAACCAUCCUUCUUCGACGAUGAGGAUAUGGCACCGGUACCUUUCUUCAACUUGACUUCGGAAGGCGUACCUACAGGUGGUGGUCCAGCCCCUCCUUCUCCUCCUCUUCAUUCAGCCCCGAUUCCUGCGUCCGCUUUGAGGGAACCAGUAGCUGAUAGUAGGGACUCGGAUGAAGAACUAUUGGACUACGGGGAAUUUACGGAGGACGAAGAUUUCGCGGGGCGCACGACGGAGCAAGUCCAUUCGGAGGAGCCUAUGGUAAUUGAAGGACCGGAGGUAUCUACGGCGCCAUUGGACAACGAGGUGUUGGAAGAGAUCGAAGCGGAGCAACUACGACAGGCUAUUGAAGCGUCUAGGAUAACUUCGUCAGAGGCACCCUUGGCGGAGUUGGGCGAAGGCGUCGCUAGUUCUUCCAGAGUACGUUUACCAUCCGUGUCGAGGCAGGAACGAUCUCCUCCCCGAGAGCCCAGAGCUCUGCGAGAAAGGCGUACAAGGGAGGGGGAGACUCGUCCUUAUUCAGGGAAAGGGAAGCAGAGAAUGACAGAGCGAGGUACUUUUGCACUUCGGGGACCACGAGGAUCUUUUCGACCAAGGGGAUACCGAUCUUAUCGCCCUCCAAUAAUGGAAUCCUCUUUCAUGAAUCCUCCAGAGGGAUAUAUACGUCGGGAUCGUCUUCCAUUCUCUUCCCGUCCUCAUUUUUCUCAUCCUCCAGAAUCUCAUCUUCCUCGGUCAAUUCACCUGUCGCCCCGGAAUCAAAGCUUCGCGAACGGAUCAGACUCCUUACCUACGUGGGGAAUUCAUAACACGGGGAAUACGAGUUGGGGAGAUCUUGAGAACGAGCAGGAGAUGUCGGGAUGGGGAGAAUCGAACUCCUGGGGUACGCCUAUAGAAUCGAGCGCUACGACCAACGAAACCGAGACGAUAGGGAGGACUGAGGAUACGUCAUCAAGAGAAGUGGACGAAUCUCGAAUUGACGUACAUCCCGAAGAGGAACGAAUUCUCGAAGCGGCUGAGUGGCACCCACCAGCCGCUACGUUAAGGAAUCGCCUCGGAUUAAACGAUUCUCCCGUCCCUCUACUUCAACGUGUCGGGGCACCAGCAUCAAUUCCAGUGCGAAAUCUCGAGGACCGUAUCGCGGAUUAUCCAUCGGCUCCAGACUCGGUUCUCAGCUUGCCAGAGGCGGUGGACGAGGAACUCGCUCAGCCUCACUCGAACAAGGAGUACUGGCCCUGGACUGGUAGUUUGUCCAGACAGUCUGACGUUCGUCAAGUAGUGCGAGUUCGUACCACGUCGGAAAUCAUUGACAAACACGGCGUCGAUCCUCAUCCUGUCGUAGUACCCAACCGACUUGAUCCUCGAUACGAUGGGUUUUUGUACCUGGAUGCGUUGUCCGCAAUUCGCGCGGCCGAUUGGAGACAUCGCCAUGGGCCAGAUAGUUGGGAAGAUUUCGUUCUCCACGCUAUCGGCUCGGGAAUUCCUUUCGAAUGGAGGGUCUCUACUCAAGAUUUGGUCUCUAUACAGGAUGCCCCUCUUCCUCCACCUUGGGUGCACACUGAUCCCCUUAGCGCUUGGUGGGAACAUAAUCCGGAUGACGUCCUGGCCAGUUACCUUUGGGCGGUUCAAGAGGUUUUCACUAGACCGAAUGCCGUGCGCGCGUUACACGCUGGAGGAUUACUUUGGAGGAUCGCUGUCGAAUACGGGGAUAUGGAUCUGAUGCGAUCGGCUGUACAGGGACCUUCCGACAUGGCUCUCGUAUAUCGAAGGGGGCGCGAAUGUACUCUUCCUACUCCGUCUACGACCGAUCAUCUCAGUGAUCACGAAUUAAACGCUAUGUUGGGGAUCUUGGAUAAUGGGACGAGCAUUUGGCCGCCGCUUGCGGUGUUUGGAGGUCCAGGUAGUAUCAUGUGGGACGGUGAAUGGUCCAUGGAGAACGAAAGAUGGUUUCGCCGCCGUUUGAACGCUCUGGAGAGGCGCCAAAACUUAACGAUGCGAGAGAAUCACUGGCACAAGGAAGUGAUUCGUAGCGCUCGUACUCCUCGACGAGAGCCUGACGGGCCGGGUUCAUCUACCUGGGCAUCCGGGUACGCUAGAGAUGUUCCUCCCCUAGCUCGACUAUACCGUAUUCCUAUAAACGUCAAUACUUCGCUGCCUGUGAACCCGAACUCGACGAUUCCGGAGGAUCCGAUGGAGCAAGAUGGUGCGGAGGCUGAGGGUGACGAUAAUGAGGAUUCCGCAACUUGA
Stereum hirsutum FP-91666 SS1 is the source of this 3096-nucleotide messenger RNA. RefSeq lists its product as uncharacterized. The record is from RefSeq and is a predicted model, not a curated record. The coding region runs from base 1 to 3096 and encodes 1031 amino acids. Lineage: Eukaryota; Fungi; Basidiomycota; Agaricomycetes; Russulales; Stereaceae. The transcript has a single exon.